CGAAGCUGUCCAUCAUCAUGACGACGCUGACACCGUCGUUGGCGAAGAUGCGUGCGCAGUUUGAGAAGCAGGAGAGGCUGAGCAUGGAGUCGGCUCUUGAGAUCAUCCACACGGCGCAUGACGUGAUGGACAAGGAGCCCAACUUGCUGUACUUGAACGCGCCGGUCGUUGUGUUUGGCGACAUCCACGGACAGUUCUUCGACUUGAUGAAGCUACUCGACAAGUGCGACUUCUUCCAGCCUUCGUUCGCCGACUCUGGUCAUACGCUGUUGUUUCUGGGCGACUAUGUUGACCGCGGGGCGUUCUCUUGCGAAGUCAUGCUCUUCCUUCUCUGCAUGAAGACCCACUACCCGUCGCGCGUGUACCUCCUUCGCGGCAACCACGAAUGCGAAUCCAUCUCGUCGUUCUACGGGUUUCGCGUAGAAUGCAAGGCCAAGUACGGCUUGUCCGUGUACUACCACUUCACGCAAUGCUUCAAAGCGCUGCCGCUGGCCGCGGUCGUGUCGGCGUCGUCCAACGGCCACCAUCGCGUGUUCUGCGUCCACGCGGGUCUGUCUCCGUCUCUACUCACGCUGGCGGACAUCGAAGCGCUGGACCGCCGCCAGGAGCCGUCGACGAGCGGGCCGCUCUGCGAUCUCUUGUGGAGCGACCCAAUUCCAGAGGCCGACGAGUCGGAUAACCCCCUGGACGAAGCGACAAACAUGGAGGCUCAAGCCGACGCCUCGCCGGUAGAGUCGCCUAGCAGUGUGGAGUCCAACGAGCCCAACACCGCCAAGUGGGUUCCCAACACGGUGCGGGGCUGCUCGUACUACUACAGCUGCUCCGCCGUCUACGAUUUUCUUACGACCAACCACUUGAUGUGCAUGGUGCGCGCCCAUGAGCUCCAAGACGAGGGCUAUCUCUUCCACUUUGCAUCACCGGCGUACGCGGCCUUGGAUUCCCGCCCCGUCAAGGACUUUCCGCCAGUCAUCACAGUGUUUUCUGCUGCCAAUUACUGCGACACGUAUCACAACAUGGCGGCGUACUUGACGAUUCAACGGACCGCACGUCGCUUUGAUGUGGAGCAGACGACGCACGUGGUCCACCCAUUUCCGAGAUCGUUCCACCAAUCCCAAGGCAUUUGGUCGGUAUUUCAAGCCACACUGCCAUACAUUCCGCCAUCCAACGACUUUUUCGAGAUCAUGGCCCAGCUCAAUCACGUGGUUGACGAGGAUGAUCCCCCCGAGGCCCCUUCCAGAAGGCAAAGUACCGAUAACAAUGAUGCGGACAAUGACGACGUGGGUCUGAGCUUGGAUGAGCAAGACGCCGCGUCCACCAUCUCCGCGGCCUCUGACGACAGUCGCCGGCACCAAAGGCGGCUGGCGCGACGAAACAGCAACGAGAAGCACCCGAUGGCGAUUUCAAAGGCGCUGGACGCGAUCUCGUCGCAAUGGACUGCUAAACACAUGGCCGCCGACCACCUAACGACCACGACGACGACCAAAGCCAAAGGAUGUGAUGGUAGUAGUAGCAGCGAAGAUGGUCAAACGCGGCAGCUUGCGUUUACUCCACAGGAAGUGGACAUCAUCAAGCUGAUCUUUUCCCUCAUGGACGUGGACGGCGACUUGAAACUCGGCCAGGACGAAAUUGCACGCUUUAUUCAGCGCAUUUUAGGUGACACGAUCAGCGACAAGAAGGCCAAGCGGUACUUAGCGGCGUUGGACUGCAAUCACGAUGGCCACGUCGACUUGGACGACCUGCUGUCCUGCGCUGCCAUGCUCAAGGCUCGCCAUGAUGCCACGUCACGGUUAUUUGAUGGAGGGGACGGCCGACGGGGCGGCAUGCUGCCGUGGACGGUGCUCCAGACGAUGUCGGUGGUGGCGAUAGGAGUGGGGCUGCCGUACGCCGCCCGACUUUGGCAAUGGUGGAAGACGCAAGUCAGCUCUCGGAGGAGGUGGUUGAAACGCGCGUUUGGUUCCACUGGUAGUGGCGUGGUCGUGUUCGUGGGGCUCGCGUGGAUGUAUAUGACGUGGCAACGUACAAGGCGACGCAAGACGUGAACAAGGAGCGAGUCAUUACUGUAUUAGGUGGUUAUGGAGUCUUGUUGGAAAUGCACAAGAGACCUCUCG
Messenger RNA from Aphanomyces astaci, 2108 nucleotides. RefSeq lists its product as hypothetical. Gene Ontology annotation, molecular function: calmodulin-dependent protein phosphatase activity; calmodulin binding; calcium ion binding. Lineage: Eukaryota; Oomycota; Saprolegniomycetes; Saprolegniales; Verrucalvaceae. Gene Ontology annotation, cellular component: cytoplasm; calcineurin complex. The record is from RefSeq and is a predicted model, not a curated record. The coding region runs from base 18 to 2039 and encodes 673 amino acids. Gene Ontology annotation, biological process: calcineurin-mediated signaling. The transcript is spliced from 11 exons.